This is a messenger RNA of Odontomachus brunneus, 944 nucleotides long. RefSeq lists its product as uncharacterized. The record is from RefSeq and is a predicted model, not a curated record. Gene Ontology annotation, biological process: sensory perception of taste. Lineage: Eukaryota; Metazoa; Arthropoda; Insecta; Hymenoptera; Formicidae. The coding region runs from base 427 to 909 and encodes 160 amino acids. Gene Ontology annotation, cellular component: membrane. The transcript is spliced from 4 exons.
ACUCUGGGGUUAGUAUUCAACUUUCGAAGAUAUUCGCUGAUAUACUCAAAUUUCAAUACACCCAUUCAAAAGAUAUUUAACGAUUAAAAUGUAUACAUAUAAGAUGAAAAUGAAAACACAAUAAUAUAAAUAUCUAAGUAUUUUAAGAAUUUCAAUGCAAUACAUUCGUAUAUAUUAGACUGUAACUAUUACAUUAUUCAUUAGUCUCUUCCACAUUUAGAUACAUAGAAUUAAAAUUCGGGCAACUCAACGAAUAUCUUCGAAAGCUGAUAAGAGAUAACGAGCGCGGAAUAAAGCGAACUUGGGAGUAUACCGUGUUACAUCCGUGCCAAAAUGAAUAUCCGAAGUCUACGAGUAGCGAAUAUGUUACAUGGGUCGUGAUGUAUUCUCAAAAUCCAUGAGAAUUUAAUAAAUCGCAACGACGUAAUGCAGUGCAACUUAAUAUCUGGUUUUCGCAGGCAUUUACAUUUGGAAUUAUGUAAAAUAUCUCGCGUGUUAAACUUGACAUUUGGAUUACAAAUGACUAUCAAGAUGGGAGCAUACUUCGUCCUUGAGAUGAUACGUUUUAGCGAGUUUCUUAAUAUGUUUCUUGUAGAUAAUUACAACCAAAAGAAAACCUUAUUCAUGGUCUUCAACGCAAUUUUCCUUAUUUUAAAUAUCUUCAAACUCUUCAUUCUUAAUUACAUGUGUGAAAAAGUAAAUAUUAAGGCGAAUGCAACAGGAGACGUUUUAAAUAGGAUACCCUAUUCCACCCUUGACGUUGUGACUCGUGAAAAUAUUUCGCAACUUCUAUUACAACUGAGGUUAAAACCACUUAAAUUCUACGGACUUGGGCUCUUCCAGUUUGGUUUAAAAUUUUUUUACAAGUUCUCCAGUUCUCUUUCGACCGUUAUAGUCAUAUUAGUAUAGUCGCACAUAAGUAUGUAAAAGAUACAGUGAAAAAU